AUGCCUGAAAGUAGUUCCAUUGCGAACAAGAGUCGUAAGUGAUUUUUGUGACCUUUCCGCUCUUUAAAACACACCAAAAAUCAGCGGCGAGGUUACCCGGUCGGAGAUGGCCGGAGCCUAGCCUUCUCUAAUUACACUUGGUUUUUAGAAAGAGUUUUCAGAAAGAGUUUCAACAAUGACGCCAGAAGAAUGGAAUCAAUUGAGCGAAGCGCAAAAGAUGGAUAUGUGGAAGCAGGUGCUCUACAAAUCUUGCCAAAAUUCAGGUAUUCUUUGAACAAAUACAAUUUACAUAAGAGAAAAGAAUAUUCCAGAAAGUUCGUGCGAAAAAGCUUUCGGCGAAUUCAUGACCGGAUGCGACCAACAUGUGGUGAAACAGUGGGUAAAGGGGUGCCGCGAUAUAUACGACGAUUUUGUCAAAUUUAUUUGUAAGGAGAGUUUCGCGGAGGCUUGUAAGUGUUUGCCGAUCGAUUUUUUUUUCAAUUGAAAACUUUGCAGACGGCAUCUGCCGCGACGAGAACUCGACGACCGACGACUACUCGGCCGCAAUCACCGUCUUCGUCGUGCUCGCAUUUGUCUGCGUCUGCGGCUGUGCCCUCAUCGCCCUUCUCGUCUGGUGGCGCUCGAAAAAACGGAAAUCGCAGCAGAGGAUUAUGGACGGUGCCGCCGGUGGACCCCCGCAGCUUGUGGCCGGUCCUGCUCCGACUGGUCCACAGCCUCAAGUCAUCGUUCGUGGUUGA
Messenger RNA from Caenorhabditis sp. 36 PRJEB53466, 737 nucleotides. Lineage: Eukaryota; Metazoa; Nematoda; Chromadorea; Rhabditida; Rhabditidae. The record is from the annotation of a GenBank genome assembly.